CCGCCUCAGACGCCCGAGCCCCGCGCCCCAGUCGCCGCCGAGGCCUUUCCCGAGGGCGGACGAGUCCCCAGCGGCCCGGGGCGCGGCUGGGCCGCCCCGGCCUGCGAAGCCCGUGAUUCUCUUUGUGGCCAGAUGGGUUUGUAUGGACAGUCCUGUCCAUUUGUAACUUCAUUAAGGAUGACAUCAGAACUGGAGAGCAGCCUAACAUCUAUGGACUGGUUACCACAGCUCACCAUGAGGGCAGCCAUCCAAAAAUCUGAUGCUACACAAAAUGCACACGGACCAGGUAUCUCCAAGAAGAACGCACUCCUUGACCCAAACACGACACUGGACCAGGAGGAAGUACAGCAGCACAAAGAUGGGAAACCACCAUACAGUUACGCUAGCCUCAUUACGUUUGCGAUUAAUAGCUCACCGAAAAAGAAAAUGACUUUGAGUGAGAUUUACCAAUGGAUUUGUGAUAACUUCCCAUAUUAUAGAGAGGCUGGCAGUGGUUGGAAGAAUUCCAUACGACACAACCUUUCUCUGAACAAGUGUUUCCUUAAAGUGCCUCGAUCCAAGGAUGACCCUGGAAAGGGUUCCUAUUGGGCAAUAGAUACCAAUCCCAAGGAGGACGCACUGCCCACUCGGCCAAAGAAGAGGGCACGAUCAGUGGAACGGGCCUCAACUCCAUAUAGCAUAGACUCAGAUUCUUUGGGAAUGGAGUGUAUUGUUUCUACAAGUGCCUCCCCAACUCUGGCCAUCAACACUGUGACUAACAAAGUAACAUUGUAUAACACCGAUCAGGAUGGCAGUGACAGUCCUCGCAGUAGCCUUAACAACAGUCUCUCCGAUCAGAGUUUGGCAUCUGUUAACUUGAACAGCGUAGGCAGUGUUCACAGCUACACUCCGGUGACAAAUCAUCCGGAACCAGUCUCUCAGUCACUAACUCCUCAACAACAGCCACAAUACAGCAUGCCAGAACGAGACAAACUACUUUUCUCAGAAUAUAAUUUUGAAGAUCUUAGUGCCUCAUUCCGAAGCCUUUAUAAAUCGGUUUUUGAGCAGUCUCUCAGCCAACAAGGUUUGAUGACCAUCCCUUCCGAGUCGUCCCAACAGUCGCACACUUCGUGUUCGUAUCAGCACUCCCCCGGCAGCACAGUGGGCCCUCACCAACACAGCAGCCAGAACAGCCUCGCCAACAACCACGGCACUAGCCUCAGCGCCCCCGGGGGCAAUUCCGCCGCCCAGGUUUCCUUAUCUCACCCCCAGAUGCACACCCAACCGCCCCCGCAUCCUCCCCACGCUCCACACCGGCCCCACGGCCUCCCCCAGCACCAGCCACGUCCGCCUCCGCCGACCCCCCACCCGCAGCAACAUGGACAGCUUCCGUCGCAACACCCCCAGCACCCGGCCCCGCAUCAGCACCUCCAGCACCACCCGAAUCAUCAGCAUCAGUCGUUAGCGCAUCAGACGCAUCCUCCCCCACCGCAGGUACCCUGUAAUUCCGGUGUUUCACCGGACUGGUAUGCAACAUUAGAUAUGUUGAAAGAAAGCUGUCGUAUUGCCAGCAGCGUUAAUUGGUCAGAUGUGGAUCUUUCACAGUUUCAAGGUUUGAUGGAGAGUAUGAGACAAGCAGAUCUGAAGAACUGGUCUUUAGAUCAGGUUCAGUUUGCGGAUCUAUGUUCUUCGCUUAAUCAGUUCUUUACACAAACUGGUCUCAUCCAUUCUCAAAGUAACGUUCAGCAAACUGUUUGUCACGGUGCCAUGCAUCCAACAAAACCUUCCCAACACAUCGGAACAGGAAAUCUGUACAUAGAUUCCAGGCCAAACCUCCCUCCUUCAGUGAUGGCUCCCCCUGGUUAUCCACACAUCCCGCAGCCUCUCAGCACCCCAGGAGCAACGAUGGCAGGACAUCAUGGAGCAAUGAAUCAGCAGCACAUGUUGCCUUCCUCUGCCUUCCAGAUGCGCCGCCCACUUCCUCCGGAUGAUAUUCAGGAUGAUUUCGAUUGGGAUUCUAUUGUGUAGAGCCCUCCUGGGCAAGGAACUCUGACCUUGUUUUCCAGACAGUGAAGAAAAGGUGAAAAUUAAUUCAGUAAUUAAAAAGUGAAGAUGUUAAUCACUAUAAAGCUGUUAUCUAAAUUUACUUUGAAGACAAUCAGAAUACUUAGCUGGAUAACUUAUCGCUUUUACUUGACCCAAACAAGUACUACAUGUCAGUCUCCCCCGCCAGCUUCCGUAGCUCAUAACUGUUGUGUGAUUUGGGCAGCUUUUAGCAUAUUUGUGUCGGUUUUAAUGUUGACCACAAGUGCCAGACUGAUUUCUAGACAGAGCCUCUCGCUACAGUUUAUCAGAACGCGUGAGUAGGUGUACAAAUGUUUCUGAAUUCUCAAUCGGAUCGUAUUUUGUCUCGAGAAAAGGAAGUGACUGUGAGGUUUUCUAACUAGUUGGUAUUACUUUCUGCAAAAUUGUCUUCUUUUUAUGUAGAUAGCUCAUAGGAGAUACUAUUUUUUUAGAUUUCUUCUAGCCAUCUUAUAGGUUCACUCCGUGUCUUGCCCACGUAGAGAAUGAUUUCAAGGUUCACCUCACAGAAAUUACCACACAAAUAAUUUCGAGUCGCAAACUAUUGGUAAAUCACUUAGCCUAAAAUAGAAUAUAGUCCGAGAGUCUGUGGCUAUUCAGAAUAUGGAAGUUUCAUACCAUAGAUUUUAGGGAAUCCUUCACUUUUUUCAGUUAAAGUCCCUCUCUGCAAAAUGUGUUGGCCAAUUAGAAGCUGAGCACAGUCUGGUGCUUUAAAAUCAAUGUUUAUUCCUUCCCUUAGCGUAUUUAUUAUAAAGUCUUUCUUAACUAUUUAUUAACUACCUUUUGUGAAACAUCAGCUCGCAUUGGAUUCAUUUGGGACGAGUGGAAUUGUUCAAGUCCUCAAAUUAGUGUGGUGAUCUUCAUUGGUAGCCUUUCACAGACAAUCAGAAGUGGGACUUUAUCACUUAACUUGCAGCUGCUUAUUUUCCUCCUCCUGUGAUCAGUUUCUCGACUUCAUCAUUCCUGCCACACUGAGGCAUUUCUUCGCUGAGCUCCUCCAGAGAUUUCUGUUAGUUUCUCAGUAGGGUAACUGAAGAGCGGGGCGGUGUUGGAACAGGAAGGAAAGCCCGUUUUCCCCUGGGCCUGAUUCCGCCGCAAUGGCAUCGAACCAUCUCACAGUCAUAGUUUUGUUACUCGGGACCCUGAGGUUCCCUUGGAAGAAUUUGUCCCUGUUCUUACCAGUGGGCUUUGUUUCUUUCCCUGGGGUGGGCUUUUCUUUUUUUUUUUCCAAGUUAAUUUGGCUGAAGUUGUUUUCAACCUAGAGAAGGUAUAUCUUGAAAAUGAAAAGAUUUAGCAUCUGUUGUGAAGAAACCAUGUAAGUCUCUCCAUUAAUCAGUGGUAUUUAUUGAGCGCUUGUUGUGUGCAGAGCACUGUACUAGGCGCUUGGGAGAAUUCAUUGUAACAGUAUAACACUUGACAGAUACGUUCCCUGUCCACAACGAGCUUACAGUCUAGAGGGGGAGACAGACGUUAAAUAAAUUACAUAAAUGAUCUGCCAAAUACACGGUCUCCAUCUAAUCAGAAAAUUGCAUACUGCCCUCUUGGCCAGGAUCAGUGGUUUCAGUUACUUUGGUUCAAAGACUUAUUGACCUGAAGUUUAGUGGAAUAAGCUGUUACGUGCAAUGCCCAUCUUUGGUUCCUCCCUCUAGAUUUUUAAAUAAUGGCCCGUCCAUAUCAGUAUAGUCUUGAGUGACAAGCAAAUCCUGGCCGGAAGACAAUCCCCAAGCUUCGCCUUGUGGGGCUGGCAGGGAGGAGAGGGCCUUCUGUAUCGUCGGAGUCCUCCCUCUCCCACUCCUCUGCUCCGGAAAGGGAAUUCCAGUGGCCCUGCAGCAGGGAUCUGGGAUCAGAAGGUCAGAAUGGGGAGAUUAGGGAAAGGCAACCGUGGGGCCCUCUUAGACGGGCAGGGCCACGGUAGCCUGGAGGAUAGCCAGAACCUGCCAUGUGACUUCUUGGUGCAUCUUCCCAGUGCCCCAGUCGCAGAUUGAGCCCCCCUAGUAACUACGGUGAAGCAUUCAGAUGGCUCGAGGUGAGGGUUGGGACCGAGUCGGGUCAAUUCCCGAACAAGGCUGAGGGGAUCGGAAUAGACCAGUGCCACUCUCAGGGGUCCAGCUUGUCACCAGGAAGCAUCCCGGGCACCGAGGGGGCUCGGCUCGCAAGGUCUAGAGGCCUCGGCCCGGUUAAACAUUCCCUGUCCCCUGGGCUCCUAAACCACCGUUUCCGGUCCGAGGCGGUUCUUUAGGUGGCGUUGUGCACUUUACUCCAUCUUAGAUCUUUGAAUGCAGUCGUGACACAGGACGAUUGAGUCUGCAGCCUGAUGGGGUGCUGACGGAAACUUCCCCGGUCGUGAGGCAGACUUCCAGUUUGGUUUCGAUUUUCCAAUUCGGGAUCGAUAUUGUCACGCGAAUUGAUCUUAGCGAGAACAGACCCAGACCCAUACACCUCCCCACAACGCCCUUCCAGGACCCCAGUAGCCGCAGGCCAGGAGAGAGGGCCCCGGGGGCGUCGGACCGAGACCGCGGGUCUGCCCGGGUCCCUGGGGAGAACCAGAGUGGGCAUCGAUUCGGAGAUGUCUUGGGCCGCUCCUCGGGACAGAAGGCAUUCUGGCUCGGGGGCGGAGUGAGCGGAGAUUUUCCGAGGGAGGACGCACGCACAAAACUCACAGAAACGGGGCGACCUGUCCUGGAGAACAGUCCGACUGGUAUUUGUGGCCGAAUGCGAAAUAAUGUCGAUGUGUUAACGUGCUUUCCUGUAAAUACUUGUCUCUCACGAUGACCUUUUUGGGUGGGAGGGAAUCAAACGGGGGGUUAUUUCAAAUGGAAUAGAGUAUUUUGAUAUUGUUCAUUCAGAGGGUGAUGUGUAUAUAUCUAUAUUGUAUAUAUGUGAUGAAAAUGCAUUGGCUUUUUGUGCAACACAACCUUUUAUCUGUACUGCUGUUCUACAGUCAGUGUUUUAAUGUUUCUACCGUUUUGUUAUUGCACGGUUUACUACUUUUGCUCUAUGAUGGACGGCACAGAUUAUUUGUAACAGUUUAGUGCUGUAAAGAAUAUUCCAAGUGUCAUUAGGAUUGUUGCUGCCAGAACUGAUAUGCAUGGAUGGCACUUAAAAAUAAAGAUAUUAUGUUAACUCCAUUUUAAAAAAUCAUUUUGUAAGUUGUUCGCUGUAAUUGAGGGAACAAAUCGAGUGACUGAUGCUCUCCGUGUCUUCAGAAUAGGUGCAGACACAUUUUAAAGAGUCUAUUAAAACAUGCCAGUACUUUGUAGUCUGAA
Messenger RNA from Ornithorhynchus anatinus (platypus), 5327 nucleotides. It is a transcript of the gene FOXJ3, whose product is annotated as forkhead box J3. The transcript has 13 exons. NCBI's taxonomy places the organism in Eukaryota, Metazoa, Chordata, Mammalia, Monotremata, Ornithorhynchidae. The record is from RefSeq and is a predicted model, not a curated record. Bases 133 to 2007 code for a protein of 624 amino acids. Gene Ontology annotation, biological process: regulation of transcription by RNA polymerase II. Gene Ontology annotation, molecular function: DNA-binding transcription factor activity, RNA polymerase II-specific; RNA polymerase II cis-regulatory region sequence-specific DNA binding. Gene Ontology annotation, cellular component: nucleus.